CCUUAGUGGCGUGCUAGCUCCGGAGCUAGUGAAUAGUUUCAGAUAUGAUCAGCGGCAGGACGACGGCGGUGGUUGUCGGGGUGUGCGGAGCCGUGUUCGUCGCGUAUUGUAUUUAUUUCGACAGGAAGCGGCGGAGUGACCCUCGCUUCAAGGAGAAACUACGUGAACGUAGGAGGAAACAAAAUGCUUCUUCCGAUAAGUCUGGACUGGCAAAGCUGCCUGAUCUGAAGGACGCGGAAGCUGUGCAGAAAUUCUUCCUGGAGGAAAUUCAACUGGGAGAGGAGCUCCUGGCGCAAGGUGAGUUUGAGAAAGGUGUGGACCACCUGACCAAUGCGAUUGCGGUAUGCGGUCAACCUCAGCAGCUGCUCCAGGUGCUCCAGCAGACGCUGCCGCCUCCAGUCUUCCAAAUGCUGCUCACAAAACUGCCCACCAUCAGCCAGCGAAUCAUCAGCGCUCAGUCUUUAACAGAAGAUGACGUCGAAUGAAUGAAUGUGUGUGUGUGAUGGAAAUCAGACACUGGUGUUUGUGCACUGUUUUGGUGUGUGUGAUUAUGCCAGAGCUCAACCUUUGGACAUGAGAUGACGAUAACUCCCCCCUCUCCCCUCUGUCGUGGCACUCCGAGGUUAAAGAGCUUCCUCAAGGUUACGUUUCUGGGAAAUGUUAAAUCACAUUCCAACCUUCUCUUCCACCGGAUCCCGUGUUUUUUAUCUGUAACUAUAUUUAUUUCCCAUAAAAGUAAUUGUGUGUGUGUGGAGGGGGGUGCUGAUAUGUUAUGCACUAAAUGGAAAAAAAAACCAAGCGUAUGUAAAUGAUUUGUUACAUAUUGCUGUGCAGUUGAUUUACAUGUGAAAUGUGUGUACGAGUGCCUACACUAAACAGAACUUGUUUGUAGAAUAUUGUUUUCUGAAUUAUUUUUUUUGGUUACGUGUUAUUUUUAUAUUCCAGUUUCUCAUAUCUGGAUGUAUUUUUGUGUGUAAAAUCCUUAAAAUAAAUCAUGAAAACACA
Dicentrarchus labrax (European seabass) is the source of this 1005-nucleotide messenger RNA. RefSeq names its product translocase of outer mitochondrial membrane 20 (gene tomm20a). The record is from RefSeq and is a predicted model, not a curated record. Gene Ontology annotation, cellular component: mitochondrial outer membrane; mitochondrial outer membrane translocase complex. The coding region runs from base 45 to 485 and encodes 146 amino acids. Gene Ontology annotation, biological process: protein targeting; protein import into mitochondrial matrix; tRNA import into mitochondrion. Lineage: Eukaryota; Metazoa; Chordata; Actinopteri; Moronidae. The transcript is spliced from 5 exons. Gene Ontology annotation, molecular function: transmembrane protein transporter activity.